Molecule: messenger RNA, 1068 nt
Organism: Aedes aegypti (yellow fever mosquito)
Lineage: Eukaryota; Metazoa; Arthropoda; Insecta; Diptera; Culicidae
Source: RefSeq, a predicted model, not a curated record
AUGUUGAACCGGUUCACGCUUAGCUAUCUAUUUCUACUGCACAUGGACGAGAUUCUACCGGUAGCCGUUGAAGGCAAGAACAUCAUCAAUCAACCGAGAUGCUCAACGGUUUGCGUCAAUGAACCGGACUGCGAAAUCCUAGCCCAUACCGAAGAUGCCCUGAGCGAAGUCCUCAAUCACUACUACUUCGUUUCGGCUCACAUCGUAUCGGACUCUCCUCAGGGCAAGUACAAUGUGACAGAGGAGCGUUUCACUUCGCUUUGCUAUGCGGGCCAUCUUCCGGGGUAUACCAUGAACUACAACCACCAUGGGUUGGUGUUCUCGAUCAAUACUCUCAGUGCUAGUAAGCUGUACAGCGGCAAGACUCCUCGUCACUUCAUCACACGUGCUCUGCUUUCAGCGGAGAACUUUGCGCAAGCGCAACUAAUUCUUCGGGACAACGGAGUAGGCGCUGCCGAUGGUUGCUCCGUAAAUAUGACAUUCUUGAAACAAGAUGGAGACCGUUUGUUCCAUAAUGCUGAAAUGGGACCAGCGGAGCGGGACCAGUCGCAGCUUAACAUCCUAACGGCCAGUCCCGGAGAGCACAUUGUCCAUGCCAACAUGUACCUUCGGUUGCCGGUUCCGGAAGUAAACGGUUUGAUUAUCGACUCCAGUGUGGAACGCAUGAAGACGUUCAAAUCGUUCAACGCGCCGAAAACCCUGAACGACGUCAUCCGAAUGCUAGGUGACCAGAGCGCCAAGGAGCAUACCGUGUUCCGCGAGAAGGACGCCAAAGACAUCAUCAAGACGGUUUGCGUGGGUAUCUUCGACUGCCGGAAGCGAACCUGGUCGCUGUACUCGGACAACCCCAAGUUCAAUGCCCCGCUCGUUGUGAUGCCGCUGGUUAUCAAGGAUUAAGUGAUCCAAUGUUCUAGAAUGAGGGGGUUCGAUCCUGCAUUUAAUGCUUUCGGUGCAAUAUUUGGUUGUAACGCAGCGAGCUUUGCACGCGGCUUUGUUUGCUUAGGUUCAACCUUUUGUGGUUUAUUUUAUAUCAAUCGUUAUACUUGUAAUUAUAUUACGUUAAGCUUA